GCUGUCAAAAGACCUCUCAAAAUACCCCCCAGAUUCAUUCCCUACAUGGAAAAACAUAGAAUAUAUGAAUUAUUUCAGGAGAUUGCGAGCCAAUUAAUAAUUAAAAAGCCAUCGGACCACAUUCUUUACGUGAAGCAAUGCUUGCAACACGCAGCUAGAAGUAGAGAUGCACCGAGGAUCAUUCUCCUGUGUCCACUCGAUUUCGAUGGAAAAUUGCUGGCUGAAUAUCUGGAUUUGAAAUUGGGGAUAAAAGCUAUAAGCUUGCAAGACGUGGAUGCUUUCAAUUCCAGCGAAGAAUUCGCAUCGAAUGUUCGGAACAUUUUGAGGAAAUUAUAUUUCGAAGAAUCUGGAUGGUUAUUUAUUGAUUUUCCUAGAACAAAAUCGGAAGCUCGUGCCCUGCAAUCCGUCGGGAUCCUCCCUACCCAUGUAAUCGAGAUAACCUGGACAGAUUUUCCGAUAGAAUCCUCGGCGUCCCCAAGUCAAUAUCCCUCCACAGCCUCCAGCCAAAAUUCACAUGAUAAUAUUUUCCACAAAACCCUGGACAUGCGCAAUCUCCAGGACCUUCGUUCGGUCUACUCCUCGGUUCUAAUUCAAGUAGAGACUGCGGGGAGAACGUACGAGGAACUCGGAAGAGCCUGCAUUGCACUGGCUAGAAGAAGAAAGUGCUCGACGCCUUGUUAUAAUUUCCGGGUCGUUCUCAUUGGUCCAAGAGGGUCAGGACGUCGAUCCGUGGCUAAAUAUCUCUCCCAGAAGUAUAAUCUCGUGUACAUUGAUUUUGAUUACCUAUUGGCACAAACGAGACUGCAAGAUAACGCAUUUGGAAUCACUUUGAGGUGUUUAAGUCGUUGGGGAAUCAGAGAGAAAUCAGAUAUAAAGAUCAAAAUUAUUGAGAAUAAACUGAUGGGCAGUGAGUGUUUGAAGAAGGGGUGGGUCUUGUUCGGAUAUCCGAUUACCGUUGAGGACUUUAAACUUCUCGAUUUACUCGCUACACCUCCAAACAGAAUUAUCUGUAUCAAUGUCGAUGAGGCGACGUGCCAGGAGAGAUUGUUCUCGAGGAAGUUCAAUAUUUACACUGGGAGUGAGCAUAAUUCCAGAAGAAGUGGGGAGGAAGCUGAUGUGGAACUUGCCACCCAUUUUGAGGAUUGUGAAAUUGUCGUCAAUCACACUCUCACAGAAUACUUCGAAAAUGUUACAUCACUACUGAGGUAUGCAGGUGAAUCUGCGGUCCUGGUGGAUGGUACGGUCAGUGAGAGGAGUGUAAAAGAAAAGGUGGAAUCGUGCUUGAGCCGAGCUCCAUCUGCCCCUCCUCGUAUUCGAAAACCAAAGGAGGAAAUAAAACCAGAGGAUAUCGAAUUCGAUCCCGAUGAUCCAACGGAUUUCAAGAUUUAUGACGAUCUGCGGAAACCAGAGUCCAUUCUUUCCCUAGUCUAGUUCAUGAUGCAUUUGCUUUGAAAAUUUUUACAUCCUUCAGCCAAUUCUGCAACUCUGAUUCUAAAUUACUUGUACUUAAAUGCAACUUUGAACACAACUCCUCAUGAAUCGCGUAAUUAUUUCUGAUUUU
Fopius arisanus is the source of this 1561-nucleotide messenger RNA. RefSeq names its product adenylate kinase 8. Lineage: Eukaryota; Metazoa; Arthropoda; Insecta; Hymenoptera; Braconidae. Gene Ontology annotation, biological process: nucleobase-containing compound metabolic process. The record is from RefSeq and is a predicted model, not a curated record. Gene Ontology annotation, molecular function: nucleoside diphosphate kinase activity; ATP binding; AMP kinase activity. The transcript is spliced from 8 exons. Bases 46 to 1431 code for a protein of 461 amino acids. Gene Ontology annotation, cellular component: cytoplasm.